GGCGCAGGCGCGGACUGUUAGCGGUGGGCGCCGGGGCGGCCCGUCUCAUGCCUUCUCCCGCGGCCGGCGCGCGGUUCCCGGCGGGCCAACCGCCGUCAGCCGAGGCCAAGACGCCCCCAGGGUGGCCUCAGCCUCCGGCGGCAGCGCGACGACCCCGCCGAUCGGCUGCCUAGGGGAGACUUCGGCUUGUUCGAGCCUGGAGAAGAAGCCCAACUGGAAAUUGCGGAACACGGGAUUAAAGGGUAAAGAGCUGUAGGACACCAGUAGGCUCUUAUUUCCUAGAAAGAACAACUAUUUGAUGUUUAAGCCCCCAGGACACAAUUUAGACCUGAUGGCCAAAAGAAAGGAAGAAAAUUUCUUCUCUCCUGACAAUGCCAAAAGACCAAGACAAGAAGAGUUGGAGGAUUUCGAUAAAGAUGGCGACGAAGAUGAAUGUACAGUUCCUUUCACUAGUGGUACCUCUUCUUUGACUGCAGCAGAAGUUGGAAUAAUUGAGAGUAUUCAGCUAAGAAACUUCAUGUGUCAUUCUAUGCUUGGACCCUUUAAAUUUGGUUCUAAUGUCAACUUUAUUGUUGGCAACAAUGGAAGUGGGAAGAGUGCAGUACUCACAGCUCUCAUAGUUGGUCUUGGUGGAAAAGCAGUUGCUACUAAUAGAGGAUCUUCUCUAAAAGGCUUUGUGAAAGAUGGACAGAACUCUGCAGAUGUCUCCAUAACACUGAGGAACAGAGGAGAUGACGCCUACAGAGCAAAUGCCUACGGUAACUCUAUAAUCGUGCAGCAGCGCAUCAGCGUGGAUGGAAGUCGGUCUUACAAACUAAAAAGUGAAACAGGUACUGUGGUUUCCACUAGGAAAGAAGAGCUGAUUGCAAUUCUUGAUCAUUUUAACAUACAGGUGGAUAAUCCAGUUUCUGUUUUAACACAAGAGAUGAGCAAGCAGUUCCUGCAGUCUAAAAAUGAGGGGGACAAAUACAAAUUCUUCAUGAAAGCAACCCAACUUGAACAGAUGAAGGAAGAUUAUUCAUACAUUAUGGAAACAAAAGAAAGAACAAAGGAGCAGAUAAGUCAAGGAGAAGAGCGGCUUAUUGAACUAAAGAGGCAGUGUUUGGAGAAAGAAGAACGUUUUCAAAGCAUUGCUGGUUUAAGUACAAUGAAGAAUAAUUUAGAAGAAUUGAAACAUGAAAUGGCUUGGGCAGUGGUCAAUGAAAUUGAAAAACAGUUGAAUGCUAUCAGAGAUAAUAUCAAAAUUGGAGAAGAUCGUGCUGCUAGACUUGAUAGGAAAAUGGAAGACCAGCAGGUCAGACUUAAUGAAGCAGAAAACAAAUACAAGGAUAUUCAAGAUAGACUGGAAAAGAUUAUUCAGGAGACAAAUGAUCGAGCACCAGAAUGUUUGGCACUGAAAACAGAUGUGACUGCUAAGAAAAGGGUCUAUAAUGAAGCUGAGGUUUUAUAUAACCGUUCCCUAAAUGAGUAUAGAGCAUUAAUGAAAGAUGAUGAACAGCUUUGCAAAAGAAUUGAGGAGCUAAAGAAAAGUACUGAUCAAUCUUUGGAAUCGGAGUGCUUGGAAAGGCAAAAAAAAAUAUCUUGGUUAAAAGAGAGAGUAAAGGCGUUAAAGGAUCAAGAAAGUUCAGUCAGUCAAGAGGUUGAGCAGUUUCAUCAAGCCAUAGAAAAGGACAAAGAAGAAAGCAUCAGAAUUAGGAGAGAAGAAUUAGACGUGAAGCAUGUACUGAACUAUAAUCAGAGGCAACUGAAGGAAUUGAAAGAUAGUAAAACUGAUCGACUAAAACGAUUUGGCCCUCAUGUGCCAGCUCUUCUUGAUGCCAUAGAUGAUGCUUAUAAACGUGGGCUUUUUACCUAUAAACCUAUAGGCCCUUUAGGGGCUUGCAUUCAUCUUCGGGACCCUGAACUUGCUCUGGCUAUUGAAUCUUGUUUAAAAGGACUUCUGCAAGCCUAUUGUUGCCAUAAUCAUGCUGAUGAAAGAGUCCUUCAGGCACUGAUGGAAAGGUUUUAUUCACGAGGAACCUCACGACCACAAAUUAUAGUUUCUGAAUUUCGGAAUGAGAUGUAUGAUGUAAGACACAGAGCUGUUUAUCACCCAGAGUUUCCCACGGUUCUGACUGCUUUAGAAAUAGAUAAUGCAGUUGUUGCAAACAGCCUCAUUGACAUGAGAGGCAUAGAGACGGUGCUUCUGAUCAAAAAUAACACUGUAGCUCGUAAAGUAAUGCAGUCCAAAAAGCCACCUAGGAAUUGUAGAGAGGCUUUUACUGCUGAUGGUGAUCAAGUUUUUGAAGAACGUUAUUAUUCAUCUGAAAAUAAAAGACCUAAAUUCCUAAGCAAAGAUGUGGAUUCUGAAAUAAGUGACUUGGAGAAUGAGAUUGAAAAUAAGAUGGCCCAGAUACUAAAUCUUCAGCAACAUUCGUCUGCCCUUGAGAAGGAUAUUAAACGCAAUGAAGAAUUUCUUAGAAGGCGCCAAAUACAUUAUAGAGAGUUAAAGGUGAAAAUAACAGAAAGUAUUUCUGAAAUUCGGGAACUUGAGAAUAUAGAAGAGCACCAAUCUGUAGAUAUUGCAACUUUGGAAGAUGAAGCUCAGGAAAAUAAAGUCAAAAUGAAAAUGGUUGAAAAAAACAUGGAGCAACAGAAAGAAAAUAUGGAACAUCUUAAAAGUCUGAAAAUAGAAGCAGAAAGCAAGUAUGAUGCAAUUAAACUGAAAAUUAAUCAACUCUCAGACCUAGCAGAACCCCUUAAGGAUGAAUUAAACGUUGCUGAUUCUGAAGUGGAUAACCAAAAACGAGGGAAGCAGCAUUAUGAAGAAAAACAGAAAGAACACUUGGAUACUUUAAAUAAAAAGAAACGUGAACUGGAUAUGAAAGAAAAGGAACUAGAGGAGAAAAUGUCACAAGCCAGACAAAUCUGCCCAGAGCGGAUAGAAGUACAAAAAUCUGCAUCAAUUCUAGACAAAGAGAUUAAUAGAUUGAGACAAAAGAUACAGGCAGAACGUGCUAGUCAUGGAGAUCGAGAGGAAAUAAUGAGGCAGUACCAAGAAGCAAGAGAAACCUAUCUUGAUCUGGAUAAUAAAGUAAAGACUUUAAGGAGGUUUAUUAAAUUACUGGAAGAAAUAAUGACCCAUCGAUAUAAAACAUAUCAACAAUUUAGAAGAUGUUUGACUUUACGAUGCAAAUUGUACUUUGACAACUUACUAUCUCAGCGAACCUAUUGUGGAAAAAUGAAUUUUGACCACAAGAAUGAGACUCUUAGUAUAUCAGUUCAGCCUGGAGAGGGAAACAAAGCUGCUUUCAGUGACAUGAGAGCCUUAUCUGGAGGGGAACGUUCCUUUUCUACGGUUUGCUUCAUUCUUUCUCUCUGGUCCAUUGCAGAAUCUCCUUUCAGAUGCCUGGAUGAGUUUGAUGUGUACAUGGUACUGUUAAAUUUUAAAUUCUCUACUUUUAGUUUCUGGAAAUGAGUACCUUGAAAGUAAGCAGUUUUUUGUUUAGUUUUACCUAUAAUGGAAAAGACCCUACCCUGACCCUGCAGGCCGCAGUCAGUGGGAGAAGGACCAAAGAGUUGUCCAGGGUGGCGUCCUCUUCUCACCCAUCAUGGACAUCCCUGCUCUCCACCAGCAGACUCUCCACUAGCCUCCUCCCAUGUCCUGUUUCAACACAAAAUUAUAACCAGUCCACACCUGCACUUUGACUAAGUCCACGGCUGGUUCUGGUUCUCGCGCUUCCUUCACAGCCACACUUUUCAGAAGAGUGGUAGAUAGAACAGGAGGAACAGGCACAUCUGCCUUUGAAGUUUCAGAAAGGAUCGAGGGCUACCUCUGCCGCUAGCUACCCAGAUGACGUCAGGCAGAGUAUUUCUCCUCCGGGUCCUCAGUUUCUUCGUGCGUGCAACGAGGUUACUGGUCUGUCCUGCCUCACAGGGCUGUAGUGAAGCACCAGGGAGGCCUUGUGUGUCAUGUACUGACUGUGCUGCGACACGAAGGGAGUCCCCACAGCCCAGCUAUUAACCAUCCUCCUGACCCCUGCAUGCCUCAUUCCCUAAACCCGCUGUAAUCUGGGGUUAGACUUCAAUGCUCCAGCCAAACUUAUCUAGCAAAGAUCAUAAUGAACUUUUAGUCUUCAAUUCUUUGAGGUUUUUGGCAUCAUAGGCAUAUCCUCCAUCUCUAAGGUGUGCCUUCCUGCCAGCUUCCGCAGACCUCUGUUCUAGUUCACCCAUCAGUCUGCCAAACUGCCUCGCCUGAUGCUGCUGCCCUUAAGUGUUUAAGGUCUUUGUUUUAUACUGUUGUCGGUUUUUCUGGAUACCAUACCCUACCUAUCCCCACAUAUAUAUGCGCAUAGUCCCCAAAACCACUGCCUACAUUUGGAGACAAAAUGUAAGUAUGUCAUUGUGACAACCUCUCUUGCACUCUAGACCCAUAUGUCUAACUCCUUAUUAGACAUCAGCUAGUAGAUGACCCCAUCUCAAACUCAGCAUGUCUGAGACUGACUUUGUCUUCCACUCAAAGCCUCUUCUAUUUCCUGAUUUCCCUACCUGGAUGGCUGGCGAAUUGCCAUUACCAAUUUGCUCAUGUAACUGCAAGACCUUUGAUAUAACUUUUUACUCUCUCAUUGUUUGACCCCUGACUGUUCCUCUUUCAAAAUAUCUCCCUCGCCUCUGCCCUGUUCUCCUUCCUGCUAUCGCUUACCCCUUGCCUAUUGCAAUCACCUGCUGUCCAGACUCGCCAGAUUUUAGUCCUGCUCCUUUCUCAGUCGCUCCUUCACUGCUUUGCCAGGUUUAUUUUUGUAAAAUAAAUCUGACUGUGGCCCCUCACUCGUUUACAACUCUUCGGUAGACUCUUCCGUAGUUAAUUAUCCUAUUUGGGAUAAAGUUCUGUAUGGCAGCUUUGAGGCCCUUCAUGAUGUAGCAUCUGCCCACUUUUCAGCUACACUAAGCCAUUUAUGACUUUACAAACUCUGCCUCUGCCUGGUGUGCCCCCCUCUGCUGUGUGUCACACUCCUAUUCAGCUUUCAAGACUUGGUUCACAUGCCACCUUUAUGUACCCUUCAUGACCACCAUCCAUCCAGGCAAGAUUACGACCUUCGCAGAGUCUGGGACCACCUUACAUCAGCUCAGAUGAUUAUAUUUUUAUAUUUUAUAUUGUAAAAUAUAUUAUUAUAUAAUAUUUUUUUAUUAUAUGCAUCUUACUAUUACAUACUUUUUUUCAUUUUGCUGUAAUCACCUGUUUUCAUGUCUGAAUCUACUACCGAUUACAACCUUUUUGAAGUUAGUGACUAUAUCUUAAUCAUCUUUACACCUCCUAAUGCCUAGCCCACAGUAAGCAUUUAGCAAAUGUUUAUUCAUGAAUCAGAAUUUAUUUAUAUUUAUGAGUGCUGUAUAAUCCUUCAGUGCCAUUUUUUCCCCUAUAUGUUACCAUUGCUGAAGAUCAGUUAGAAAUCUGAGAAUUGGCUUCACAGCUAUAACUCAGAAAAAUCAAAGAAGGUGAUUUUUCUUUCCAUGUAAUAUUUUUGUCCCAAAUGCCAUUAUGCAGCCUUAUCACCCAUCUUACUUGUCACAUUUAAUUCUCUACAACAACUUUCUUUUUCAGAAACUCAGGUUCUUAAUCAGAGUGGCAAUUUGCCCCUUUGAAAUUCCUCAGAAAAAUGUACCCAAGUUCUGAGAACCAAUCCAAAGAAACAUUGGCAGCUUUGUUAUUAAGUUAUAGGCCUCCCCAGCACAGUGUUUUUCAAAGACAUGAGUCCAUUUGUGUAAGCUCUGAUUAUUUUUGUUAACUUUAGGUUAUGGUUAUAUUACAGAUAUGCCUGAUGGUUGAAUUUAUAUAAUACAAGCCAUUAAGCAGUAUAGAUAGGAUGCGGGUACCUUGUCUGCCUCCAAAGCCUGUGUGCUAAAACAUCGUGCUGUACUUAGUAUUGCUGCUAGUUUCAGAGAGACCUUUAAAGAUAUGUAGUUUGACUUUUUUCCCAUUAUUUAACUUAGAAAAUGUAAGCACGUGGUUUAAUUUUGAUUAGUCAAAACCUGUUAGAGCUAAGCAUCAUUUUUCUAUACACUGAUAUGUUUUUUUACUUAAUUUAGAGAUUGAAUCAAGAAAUUGGUCUGUAAAUUCAAGUUGCUUCACAUUGUAAAAAUUGUAGAAGGUGUUGGGACAGACGCAGGAUUUUUAAAAUACCUUAAUCAUUGAGGGAAAAUUUGAGAGACUUCAUAAGUUUGCAGCUAGUCACUUUUGAUAUUGUUCUCUGUGUGAUUAACUAUUACUGUACAAAUUAAAUUCAUUCUGUAAUAGUUGUCUUUUAAAUAUUUUCUGGUUAUUCUAAUUGCUAAAUAUAUUUGAGGGAGGGAGCUAUACUUACAAAUAGUUUGACUAUAAAAAUCACCUGGAAGAUACAUAUAUUCAGUUAUUUUGCCCCAAAGUUUUGGAUGUUACCUUUCCCUG
Manis javanica (Malayan pangolin) is the source of this 6424-nucleotide messenger RNA. Lineage: Eukaryota; Metazoa; Chordata; Mammalia; Pholidota; Manidae. The record is from RefSeq and is a predicted model, not a curated record.